AUGAAACUAAUCCACCCCCGUAUUGCGCUGCAAAUAGCCCUUGUGAAUAGAGACGGGAUCACCGAUGUCUUGCUCGCUUACAGGUUCUCACAGCAGGCUUGCUGUCUGAAUCUCAUCUGGGCCCUGGCCUGUCAGCUUCAAGCUCCUCAGGGAUAG
Colletotrichum paranaense is the source of this 156-nucleotide messenger RNA. RefSeq lists its product as uncharacterized. The record is from RefSeq and is a predicted model, not a curated record. Lineage: Eukaryota; Fungi; Ascomycota; Sordariomycetes; Glomerellales; Glomerellaceae. Bases 1 to 156 code for a protein of 51 amino acids. The transcript has a single exon.